AUGGCUGACAAAAAGUUAACGGAGGUCGACCUGGUGACCCGUAUGCAGGUUGACGACUCCGUCGUAGGGCUGACCGAGAUCGACGAAUCCCUCUACAGUCGCCAGCUCUAUGUUCUAGGCCACGAGGCCAUGAAGCGCAUGGGCGCCUCGAAUGUUCUGAUUGCCGGUCUCAAGGGAUUAGGUGUCGAGAUUGCCAAGAAUAUUGCUCUUGCCGGAGUCAAGAGUCUCACACUCUACGACCCUGGCUUGGUCUCCCUUGCCGAUUUGUCCUCACAAUUCUUCCUCCAUCCGGAAGAUGUUGGAAAGCCCAGGGAUGAGGUUACGGCUCCUCGAGUCGCCGAGUUGAACGCAUACACACCGAUCAAGGUCCACCAGUCGUCCAACUUGGGCGAGAACCUCUCCCAAUUCGACAAGUACCAAGUUGUCGUCUUAACUAGCCUUCCUCUGAAACUGCAGACUCUUAUUGGCGAUUACUGCCACUCUAAAGGCAUUUACGUCGUUGCCGCCGACACGUUCGGUCUAUUUGGCUCCAUAUUCUGUGACUUUGGCGAGAACUUUACCGUCAUCGACCAGACUGGUGAAAGCCCCUUGAGCGGAAUAGUCGCCGGCAUUGACGAGGAGGGACUCGUCUCUGCUCUUGACGAGACCCGUCAUGGACUUGAGGAUGGGGACUAUGUCACAUUUUCUGAGAUUGAGGGUAUGGAAGGCUUGAAUGGAUGCGAGCCUCGCAAGAUCACUGUUAAGGGCCCGUACACAUUCUCGAUCGGCGAUGUUUCCGGUCUUGGCCAGUACAAGCGCGGAGGUCUCUACCAGCAGGUCAAGAUGCCCAAGUCUAUCAACUUCAAGAGCAUCACCGCUGCGAUUAAGGAGCCUGAAUUUGUCAUGUCUGACUUUGCCAAAUUCGAUCGCCCCCAGCAGUUGCAUCUUGGUUUCCAGGCUCUCCACGCGUUUGUGGAGAGCCAGGGCCGCUUCCCCAACCCCUUGGACGAUGGAGAUGCCACGGUAAUCCUCCGCUCCGCAGAGGAGUUCGCCAAGGCCGAAGGCCUCGAGGUUGAGUUCGACGAAAAGCUGAUCAAGGAGCUGAGUUAUCAAGCUCUUGGCGAUCUCAACCCCAUGGCAGCUCUGUUUGGUGGAAUUACUGCGCAGGAGAUUCUCAAGGCCGUUUCCGGCAAGUUCCAGCCCAUCAAGCAGUGGAUGUACUUCGACUCGCUCGAGUCUCUUCCGACUAGUACUGCACGUACUGCGGAGCUCUGCAAGCCGUUGGGCACUCGAUACGACGGACAGAUUGUGGUUUUCGGUCGCGAGUACCAAGAGAAGAUCGCCAACUUACGCCAGUUCCUUGUGGGUGCGGGUGCCAUCGGAUGCGAGAUGCUCAAGAACUGGGCCAUGAUUGGCCUGGGUACCGGCCCCAAGGGCAAGAUCACGGUUACCGACAUGGAUUCCAUCGAGAAGAGCAACCUCAACCGUCAGUUCCUAUUCCGCGCCAAGGAUGUCGGCAAUAUGAAGAGCGAUUGUGCGGCAGCAGCCGUUCAGGCCAUGAACCCUGACCUUAACGGCCACAUCGUCUGCCUGAAGGAUCGCGUAAGUCCUGAGACUGAGGAGACCUUCAACGAACAGUUCUGGAACGACCUAGAUGGUGUCACAAAUGCACUUGACAACGUAGAGGCGAGAACAUACGUUGACAGACGUUGCGUGUUCUUCCGCAAGCCUCUCCUUGAAAGCGGCACCCUCGGAACCAAGGGUAAUACUCAGGUUGUGCUCCCACAUCUCACUGAGUCCUACUCCUCCUCUCAAGAUCCUCCCGAGAAGGAAUUCCCCAUGUGCACCGUGAAAAGCUUCCCCAACAAGAUCGAACACACCAUUGCCUGGGCAAAGGACCAUAUGUUCGAGAAUCUCUUCAUCACGUCUUCUUCGACUGUCAACCUCUAUCUGACGCAGCCCAAUUACAUCGAGGCCACAUUGAAACAAGGCGGCAGUGCUAAGUUGACUCUGGAGACGCUCCGCGACUACCUGACUACCGAUCGCCCGCGUACAUUCGAAGACUGUAUCGCAUGGGCACGGAUUUUGUUCGAGAAGGAGUUCAACAACAAGAUCCAACAACUUCUGCACAACUUUCCCAAGGACUCGACAACCUCCAGUGGCACUCCCUUCUGGUCUGGUCCCAAGCGGGCCCCUGAUCCGCUCAAGUUCGAUGCCAAGAACCCUACUCACUUUGCGUUUGUUGUGGCUGCUGCCAAUCUGCAUGCAUUCAACUACAACAUCAAAUCCCCUGGCACUGACAAGGACAUUUAUCUGCGUGAGCUUGAAAAUGUGAUUGUGCCUGACUUCUCGCCUGCGGAAGGCGUCAAGAUCCAGGCCAAUGAUAGCGACCCUGACCCGAACGCCGAGGGCGGAGAGGGCAGCUCUUUCGACGACAACAAUGAGUUACAGAAGAUCAUUGCCAGCCUGCCAUCUCCUAAUGAUCUGGCCGGCUUCCAACUCCAACCUGUAGACUUUGAGAAGGACGACGAUUCCAACCAUCACAUCGACUUCAUCACGGCUUGCAGCAACCUGCGCGCUGCCAACUACAAGAUUGAGCAGGCUGACCGUCACAAGACGAAGUUCAUUGCUGGAAAGAUCAUUCCUGCUAUUGCGACAACCACAGCUCUCGUCACAGGUCUGGUCAUCUUGGAGCUGUACAAGGUCAUCGAUGGCAAGCAGGAUCUAGAGCAGUACAAGAACGGCUUCAUCAACUUGGCAUUGCCAUUCUUCGGGUUCAGCGAGCCGAUUGCAAGCCCGAAGGUGGAGUUCAAGGGCCCGAACGGUAUCGUCAAGCUAGACAAGAUCUGGGAUCGCUUCGAAGUGGCAGAUAUCACGCUGAAGGAGCUUCUCGAGCACUUCGAGAAGCAAGGUCUCAGCAUUUCUAUGCUCAGUUCAGGCGUCAGCUUGCUGUAUGCCAGCUUCUUCCCUCCUGCCAAGUUGAAGGACCGCCAGAACCUGAAACUGAGCCAGCUGGUGGAAACUGUCUCUAAGAAGCCUAUUCCCUCUCACCAGAAGGAGGUCAUCUUUGAGAUGGUGGCAGAAGAUGUUGACGGCGAGGAUGUUGAGGUUCCGUACAUCAAGAUGAAGAUGGCCUAA
Colletotrichum chrysophilum is the source of this 3117-nucleotide messenger RNA. It is a transcript of the gene UBA1, whose product is annotated as E1 ubiquitin-activating protein. The coding region runs from base 1 to 3117 and encodes 1038 amino acids. Lineage: Eukaryota; Fungi; Ascomycota; Sordariomycetes; Glomerellales; Glomerellaceae. Gene Ontology annotation, molecular function: SUMO activating enzyme activity. The transcript is spliced from 4 exons. Gene Ontology annotation, biological process: protein sumoylation. Gene Ontology annotation, cellular component: SUMO activating enzyme complex; cytoplasm. The record is from RefSeq and is a predicted model, not a curated record.